UUCCCCACCUCCUCCACCACCCUUCCGCCUCCUUCCUUCGUCCGUACACCUCUCCCUCCCUCUUCCCCUCCUCCCCCACGCCAUCCCCGACAAGGCGACAAACGACCUCUCCGGCGGCCGAAGCCGAUGGAGUCGACCUCCGGUGAGGACGCUCCCAAGCGAAACCCUCUCCCGUCCGCGCUCGUCUCCAACCUCCAGUCCGUGCUGGCCGCGCGCCGCCCGCCCCCGCCGGAGGAGGUCAGCACCGCCGCCGCAGCCGGGGAGGCGGAGGCGGAGGCCCCAGCGGCGGAGGCUACCGAUGCCUCGCCGGACGAUGGAGCGCCGGCGAGGCCCGUUGUUCUGUUGACCUGCGCGGGGGGGAUCCGGUCGGCUGGUCUCGCGGCUCUCGUCGACGCCCUCGUUGCCGGCGGCCGCUGCGACGUCCACGUGUGCGCCCCCGAAUCGGACAAGCCAGCCUGUGGCCACUCAGUUACCAUCCGUGAGACCAUCACUGCAACAUCCGUGGAUUUCACGGGGGCUAAAGCCUUUGAGAUAUCCGGCACACCGGUUGACUGCGUCUCGUUGGCAUUAUCUGGGAGGCUGUUUCCUUGGUCAGCGCCUGCUUUGGUGAUCAGUGGUAUUAACGCGGGACCUAAUUGUGGAUAUGAGAUGUUCCACUCUUCUGCCAUUGCCGCUGCAAGGGAGGCCUUAGUGUAUGGGGUGCCUUCAAUUGUGAUCUCAUUGAAUUGGAAGAAGGAUGAAAGCAAAGACAGUGACUUCAAGGAUGCAGCUCAGGCCUGUUUGCCAUUGAUAAAUGCUGCCUUGGCUGACAUUGAGAAAGGAGCUUUCCUCAAAGGGUGCCUACUGAAUAUCGGGGUUCCAAGCGCACCAUCGGCAAACAAGGGUUUCAAGUUGACCAAACAGAGUGAAUAUAGUCCUGCUCAAAGUUGGCAAGCUGUUUCAACAAGCAGACCUUCAUCUGCUGUUCACUUCAUGGGCAUGCAUCAAAGCCUCGGUAUUCAGCUGGCGCAGCUUGGGAAGGAUGCAUCUGCAGCAGGAGCUGCACGUAGAGUUAGUGCUCAGCGAAAGACAGUCGAAGUUGAGUCUGUUGCAGCUGCUGGUAAACAAGAGGUUCGUGAAGUAGUGAAGAAGUUAUUCCGUGCUGAGUUUGUUGAGAAGCAACAUGAAGAUUUAAAUGAAGAUAUCGAUUUGAGAGCUAUGGAGAAUGGAUUUAUAUCUGUCGCUCCUCUGAAUGUGCAUGGGCAAGUGGAGCCUGAAAUUGGAGCCCCAGCUUCAGAUUGGCUCUCAGCAGUUGUAUCUCUAGACAAAGAAAAGGAAGCUGCUGCAGCUACAGCUGACCAACAAGAUGCAUCAGUUGCAGCUGAGGAAAAAGAAGCUCCUUCAGCAACCUAACAAACACGCAGACAUGUACACACUCCAUAGGUGUCUUAGUUCUUGCAGUGGUGGCGGUCUUCUCUCCUCUCCUUAUUGGGUUUGAUUUGUUUAGUCUUUUUGCACUCGAUAUUUGUUCAGUGCAAUGUCUAUUUUUUUUUUGUUCGUCUUUCUGCCAACUGCCGGCUCCCUUGGCCGUGCAAAAUGUGAUUUGAUGCAGGUGCCUCUACAUUUUGGAUGUAACCAUGUAGGCUACGGCAUCUAACAGAUGAAUACUGCCCAGCCCCCACUAUUUUUUCAGUGUGGUUUGUUCGAAGGUGUUGUAUUCAGCAUGGGAUAUGUGGUUGAUUUUGUCUUGUUUCCGUCUGAACGAUGACCGCCAAAUGUUAAAAUGUAUGUCGACCGCUUGCAACUUGAAAUGCAAUUGCAGUCAUUCAAUGCGGCAAUGUGAUCUUGACUUCUUUC
Messenger RNA from Setaria italica (foxtail millet), 1836 nucleotides. RefSeq names its product 5'-nucleotidase SurE. Gene Ontology annotation, molecular function: nucleotidase activity. The record is from RefSeq and is a predicted model, not a curated record. Lineage: Eukaryota; Viridiplantae; Streptophyta; Magnoliopsida; Poales; Poaceae. Bases 127 to 1392 code for a protein of 421 amino acids. The transcript has 10 exons.